AUGUCGUCGCACGCCUGGCUGGACUCGUUGACCGAGGACUGGGUGUCGGAGCGUGGAUCCUCGCCCGCGCCUCUCUCCCUCGUCAGAUCGUCCAAGAAGGGCACACCGUCACCGUCGCCAAAGCUCACCCCGAGUCGCAUACCGCGUUGGAGGCAUCCUGGGGUGGUUCCGCGGGCGUCGCAGAAGAAGAGCAUGACCAUUCUCGAGGGCGACCGUAGCUCCGACGAAAACAACAAAUCCCCCAAGAAGCGCCUCCUGAAGUUUGUAAAGGAUCGCAAGCCGGCGCACAAGGGCUAUCUUGAGCGCUCAGUCUCCUCGACAACAACCGGCUCCGUCGUCGUGCAUAAGAAUGCCCGACAGCGAGCGCCUGCCACGCCGGGGAAAUCCGACACACCGGAAUGGAAGCGACGAUUGGUCCAGGGCAAACUUGAUUAUGGAGAGCAGCGCGACUUGUUCAGCUCGGCAGCUGUUGGCUUGCAGGACAUGUUCAAACCGCCGCCAUCAAGCGAAGCCGGCCUCGACUCGCCAUCCCCCAAUUUCGACUCUCCCUCUCCCAACUUCGAUUUUCCGUCUCCAUUGCCCGACUUUCCAUCCCCAUUGCCUAGUUCUCCAUCUCCCGAUCGCGAAUCUCCACACCUCGAAUCUCCCACCACUGCAGAUUUAUACGAAACAGAUAUGCCCUCAAGUCCGCCAGCACCGAGGCACCCGACGAUAAUCUUGGAGUCCACAGAGGAGCUCAAUGCUGAUGAGGAGGGAGGCAUGUUUUCGCCGAACGAGAUCACACCGAGUCCAAGCCCUAGAAGGCCUCAGCGAGAAAUAAAAUACAAGCUCAACGUCGAGGACGACCCCUCGGAUCUAUCCACUAUGAGCAACGAUGGUCCUAUGAACCCCUCUGAGCCCCCCACGGAAGAUGAAGAAGAUCAGCAAGAUGAUCAAGAGGCCGAGCAAAAGGCCGAGGAAGAAAAAUCGAACCAAGAGGAGUCAGAACAAGAGGAUUCAGAGCAAGAAGACUCAGAACACGAAGAACCAGAACAUGAUGGAGAUGGGCAAGGGAAAUCCGAACAAGACGAAGGAUCAUCCCAAGACGAUAGUUAUCUCGCCAUUCCCUCCUUGAUUGAUGGCGGAUCUAGAAAAGCGAGCGGCCAGAGCUACACGAAAAACGAAGACUUCAGCCCCAUCUUAAUCGGCAAGCGCAGUGACGAAGACGGAAAAGUCGAAUUUGCUCCCCUCGAAAUGCCCACGGAAGAAUUGCGAGAAAAGCUCGAGAGGCUUCAGCUCAAUCAAAUGAUCCUGGAUCCGUCACACAAUGCUUCCGACAGUGCAGUGGACGUGAAGCCUACCCAAAACAAAGCAGAAGAUGACGAAUCCUCGCUUAAAUACCAUUUCGAUACCUCCCAUGGGAGCGAUGAGUCGGCUGAGGAGGGGUCUCUGCGACAUCAUUCCCUGAGUCCUGAUUUGGGCGAGGAUUGGUCAGAAAUGCUGCCCGAAGACUCGAUGCAAGCAAGCACGCCCAAGCAAUUCCCCACCUUGCGGACCCAAGAUGCUGAUUCCAACCUGUUUGGCUCCUUUUUCGGCACUCCGAACCUGCCUCAAGCUCCAUUCCCAAGCCCUGAUAAAAAGCAGAUCCGCGAUCCUGGCAACCGAUCCAACUCGAGUCCUUUGAAACUCUUUGGGCCGUAUGACACAUUUACCAACCAGACCUUGCUUCGGCGCAUUAGUCAAUUCGAAGAAGACAUGUCUGGUAGAAACUCACGAGAAUCCUCGCCUUCCACACCUUCCAGCCGGGAACCCAGCCAGGAUGCCAGCAGGAAACGGUAUGUUAGUCAUUUUGGGGCUGGUGAAUUGGAGGGGUUUGAAUUCACAAGUGAAUUGUCUCACCUGGCCGGCCAACAUUCCAGCCUCCUUUCCAAGGAUGACAAGGAUGACAAUGAGGAAAAGUCGCCGUCAGAUCCUCCCUUGGCUGUCAAGGGAGCCUUAAAGCUUGUUCCUCCACAAUCCUGGUUCCCUGAAGAUGCUUCAUUGUACGUUCGUAGGAGCCGUGGCAAGAGCAAAUCUCAGACUCCUUCAGUCAACACUGGUGCUGGAAACGAUUACAUGUCUAGUUCGCCUGAAAGUUCCCUCACCCCCCAGGAUGAGGCUUACGAUCUGUCCUGGGUCGCAAAGCGAGAUUAUGGAUCCGAAACCAAGCGACCCAGAGCGUCUCCUUCCAAGCACCCGACGCCAAAACGCCGCCGAACGCUCCACCGAUCCGAUGUUGCGUUUGGCAGCGAAAAGCGACUCCGCGCCCUGGGCAAACAACGAAAGCGGUCCCUGUCCGAGUACUCGGAUUCUGCCGACGACCAAGAUGAGGAAUAUGUGUCCAGACGCGGGUCCCAUUCUUCAGGUCACACUUCGAGGUCGCCGACAGAGGCCGUUUUCCAGAACAAGGCACGUCGAUCAGCAGCGAGGUCAAUGUCAAUCCAAGACGAAGCUGAGCCGGACACAACUGGCAAAGCUGCCGAACGCAAGCCUUCUAUAAGAACGCAAGAUUUUGUAGACCAGGCCGCUCAAAUCAUGGCCAUGAUUCGCAGUCAGGUUAGUCAACCAGGGCUGUCAAGCCUUGAAGAGUCUGAGCUGGAGAUCAAGGUACCAUCGCAUAACGCUACACUGGAGGAGUCCGAUAACUCUACGGCAGAACCAUUCUCCCGACCACCCAGUCGAGAUGGAAAGCCAAUCCCCAGACAGGCGCGACAGCAAGAGGACCCCGAGGUCGUAAAACGACUCAAGAAGUACCAGGAGCUGAGCGACAUGGGCGACGUAAUUUCUUCAUCAGUAAGAUCCAUGGGCCUUGCAAAAGACGCAAUUCGUGCGGCCAAGGAGGUUGAACGUAUGGUUGAUCGAGCCAGCCGUACUCGGACCAAUGGCCAUGGCGGUGGCGGAUCGAAUUCUGAGUCGGCAAGCGAAACGACAAGUCCAGUUCAUGACUUGUUUUCUAGCACAUCUGGUCGCUCUACCAGCCAUUUGUUCCCCACCUCUUCGUCCAGAGGCUCCGAAUCACGCAAAGUCAUUGCUCCCGAGAGUGUUUCGCACCUGAUUCCAGACAAGAUUGGCGGCAUGUAUUUGGACAAGCAGAACAACAUUUGGAUAAGAAACAAAGAGUCAAAGGAUUCUGUAACGUCCCAUGCCUCAGGAUCUGACGAGAGCGAGGAAGAUCCAUUUGCGAACAUUCCUGAUUUGUCCGUUGAUAUGACAGAGGAGAUGCAGCAUCUGAAGCAAACUCCUCGAGGCCAGGGUGUGGCAAGCAACAAGGACAGCACCUCUCGCCCGAACUCUGCCCAAACACAUUCACUUAAGAGCUAUACUACUCUGGCGGCUUACGAGCCCCUCGAUCCUGAGGUAGCCGAGAGGGCUAGAGGGGAGAUUGAGAAGCUCGAUGCUCAACCUGGAGAUGGUUCUAAAGCUGCAGAGGAGGCCGGCAAGGGUUUGCACGUUCUCAAGGCCAAGACAAGUAGCGAUGGAUUGUCUUCGAAGCGUCGUAAUAUUACGAUUUCCUUUACGUCCCCCAUUGCUUCGAUUAUUCUUGGCGUGCUGCCUGAGGAUAUAGAGGGUCUGGAGGACGAUCCAGUGCCGGGCGAGUCAUCCGAAUCGCCUCCUCUUCUCCAAGCUCAAUUUAGCGGCGCUAAAGGAGUUCAAGGCUCUCUACGAGCAAUCCGUGCUUCGUCGUUGUCUGGAUCCAAGUUUACACCCAGGCCAAUCUCACGGAUAGAGGAGCGGGAUGAAGAGAGUACCGUAGAGUUGUCGAAGGGCCAAAGUCAGAGUCAGAGUCCACACCAAAGCCAAGAUCAAAGUCAAAGUCAAACCCAAACUCCAGCACACCCCCAGCGCCAGCGCCAAGUCAGCUAUCUUGGCGACAACUCAAUGUUGAGCCUCAAGUCGCUGGAAGGGGGCUCAGGCUUUGGUUUCCUCACGGCUACUCCCAGCCCAGCGGCCCAUGGUGUCUCGCUGAGGGCUGACGACAGUCUACUGAUUGGCCGAAAUGUGGGAAAGCUCUCACUGAGCCCGCUCUCAGAAUUUACAGUGAACCAUGAAGACAAGUCAUUUGGGCUUGAGGUCAGCUACGUUAUGGGACCCAAGCGAUUGGCAACAGGCGAUGGCUCGAAGAAGGUGCUGUCCAUGACGAUACGAGACCUUGUGGAAAAGCUCUCCGAAGCCGAGCCGAACGAGCCGUUCUGGGAUGACAUGACCUCUCUCACUCUCCAAGACAAGCAGCUGACUAGCUUGCACAUGCUGAAUGAGUUUUGCUCCAAAAUCACGACAUUGGAUGUGUCGAAGAACUCGCUGGCGCAUCUUGAGGGUGUGCCUGAAUGUGUGCGACAGCUUAAGGUAUCCGACAACAUGCUGACGGAGCUCACCUCGUGGGACCAUCUCAUUCACCUGCAAUAUCUGGACAUUUCCAACAACGAAGUUAAGAGCUUAUCGGCGUUGAAGAGGCUCAUCCACUUGCGCAGCUUGCGUGCAGACAAUAACUUGCUAACAACUCUUGACGGACUGGACUCUCACGAUGGACUACUUACCUUGAGGGCACGCAACAAUCUAAUUGAAGAGCUUGAUUUUACCGGCAUCAGUUGGGAGCGCUUGACAGAACUGGACGUGGCCUCGAAUAGUAUUUCAUCGGUCCAGGGACUUGAGCUGCUGCCUGCGCUUUCCCAGCUGGACAUUUCGGACAACCAGCUUGAGUCGCUCGUGUUUGACAAGGCCAACAGGACGUUGCGGAAGCUUGACAUUAGCGACAACCACCUUGAAUCAUUGGAUAUUCGACACCUCAGCAGCUUGCAGACACUUCACGCCGACCGAAACUGUCUUAGCCACCUCUCCGGCUUCCGCUACGUUCGUCGGUUGGACAGCCUCUCCCUGCGCGAGCAGCAAGGUGAGGUCCCGCUCGAGUUAGAUUUCCUGACAACUGCCUGCGAGAUAAGGAAGCUGUUUUUGUCUGGAAACUACCUGGGAACAUUCGAGCUGAAGGCAGACUUUCUCAACCUGCAGCUGCUUGAGCUUGCAAGCUGCGGGUUGGAGGAAUUGCCUGAUGAGUGUGGCCAAAUGAUGCCCAACUUGCGUAUAUUGAAUCUCAAUUUCAAUGCCCUAAAGGACCUAUCGGCCUUGCGAUUCAUUCCGCGACUGAAGAAGCUGCUUGUGGCUGGGAAUCGGCUUUCAGACACAAUGGCAGUGACGGAGCUCUUGACCGACUUUCCUCAUCUCACAGAAUUAGAUCUGAGGGAUAACCCCAUUACCCAGGGUUUCUAUCCUCCAGUCCAAAUGCUCAUCAGCCCCGAUAACAUGGGCAGCGCUGACUCCUUUAUGAUGCCGGAUGCGGACAUGGAGAGAGAUAAGACUUUUGCAAGGCGCCUGGAUGAGACUACAAAGCUACGUCGCCGUCUUCACGAAGUGGUUUAUGUUGCUAGCUGCAAGCGCCUCCGCAGGUUGGAUGGCCGCGCCAUAAUUAGGGAGAAGACGCUGGCCAAAGACGUUUUGCUACAAAGACUCAUCGAUGAUGGGCUUGUACCAGAUCUAGAGGACACAUUGAUUGCUGAAUCGGAAUCCGCACAGCAGCAAAAAGAAACGGCACCAACGCCUUCACUCAGCACAAAUAGGGGGUUCGCUGGAGAAGUUGGCGGACGAGCGAGCCGCAGCCGGUGA
Molecule: messenger RNA, 5673 nt
Organism: Trichoderma breve
Lineage: Eukaryota; Fungi; Ascomycota; Sordariomycetes; Hypocreales; Hypocreaceae
Product: leucine rich repeat domain-containing protein
Exons: 1
Coding region: 1-5673 (1890 amino acids)
Molecular function (GO): protein binding
Source: RefSeq, a predicted model, not a curated record